Messenger RNA from Rodentolepis nana, 1059 nucleotides. NCBI's taxonomy places the organism in Eukaryota, Metazoa, Platyhelminthes, Cestoda, Cyclophyllidea, Hymenolepididae. The record is from the annotation of a GenBank genome assembly.
AUGAUUCUUGAACUAGUCACUAGUUGGCCAAGAUUAGUCGGACUAAAUCUUGCGCAUAUUCCUGAAACGCUAAAUGUUGAACAACUUAAAAUCAUCGCAGAAUUAAAAAAUCUUCGGUAUUUAAAUAUCUUCGGCCAGGCCUUCGUAGAUACCGACUUGCUGAAAUCACUAGCAGCAUUACCAAAGUUGGAGAAUCUGGUAAUAACAAACACUGGAUAUUCUGAAUGCUGCUGGGAAAAUUUGUGGCAUUAUCACAAUUCAGACGGCUUAAUCGUUUCGCCCUUACGAGUUCUUGCUGUUAAUGGUGCUGCCUUCAAGGACGCCAGUUUGUUGGCUGUCGCCAAACUUUUCCCCAAUCUUCGGGUUCUAAACUUCCGUGAUACAGAAGUAACUGGGCUUUAUCCUUCAAUUGGCGAAGUGGGCCCAUUACAGAAACUUCGGUUCGUAGCAUGUUCGUUCAAACUUGUCGAAUUCCCUCAAUUUCUAGUGCCGAAGAUAACUCCGAGUGAGACAGAGUGGGGUUUAAUUCAGAUCGAUGUGCGGAGUUGUAACCAAUUAAACAUUGAAAAAUUUUUGGAUCAAAUUAAGGGUCAACCAAUGCAAUGCAUUAGAGGUUUUACAGCACUUUCGUCAGUGAAAUGGAAAGACAUUCAGAGACUUUCAGAAAUUGGUUUUCCUCUUAAGGAGCUUGAUUUGAGCUUCUUUACUUCUUUUCCCGUUCUUAAACUAGCUAGAAUAAUUCAAAUAUUGUCUAAAAGCUUAUGCAAGCUUAAAUUGCCAGCAAAUAAAUUUGAGGCUGUUAAUAAUCGGUUCACUGAUGAAUUGGCUUCCAGCAUUCUUAUGGCCAAGAACCUCCAGGAAAUUGAUAUCGGUACUACGUUGAGAGUGUUCUCUGUGCGACAACUCAUUCGUAUUGUUUUGGGGCUACCAGCACUGGAGCGUAUCGUUGCUGGGGAUCUGACGUGUGUGAUCAUUGUAGAAGAACAAGAAACUGAGCUGAAAAAGAAAUUGCCUCCAAGGUGCCUUUUAAGGAUUGUGAAGAAUACGGAAGAUUCUUAA